Molecule: messenger RNA, 3538 nt
Organism: Plodia interpunctella (Indianmeal moth)
Lineage: Eukaryota; Metazoa; Arthropoda; Insecta; Lepidoptera; Pyralidae
Gene: AMPKalpha
Product: AMP-activated protein kinase alpha subunit
Exons: 7
Coding region: 207-1778 (523 amino acids)
Biological process (GO): protein phosphorylation; intracellular signal transduction
Cellular component (GO): cytoplasm
Molecular function (GO): protein serine/threonine kinase activity; ATP binding
Source: RefSeq, a predicted model, not a curated record
UUUUAAAAUCUAAUUGCUAUGAUUUCAUCUCGUGUUUUUUUCGGAAUUACGUUUUAAUUUUGUGUUGUGUUUAUUAUUAUUCAAAUUGAAAUGUAAUGAAAUCGACAUAUAUAAUUAUUUGACGUGACUAUUUAUUUAUUUUCAUUGUAAACUUCACAUACAUGUUUGGCGAUUAUCUCUAACCAGUAUUUUUAUCAUUCUCAAAAAUGUCUGAGAAGCCAAUAGUAGCCAGUGGAGCCCAACCGAUUGUGAAGAUUGGUCACUACACCCUGGGAGCAACACUGGGCGUCGGCACCUUUGGAAAGGUCAAGAUUGGAGAACAUCAAUUAACGAAACACAAGGUCGCUGUGAAGAUUUUGAACAGGCAAAAAAUCAAGUCUCUCGAUGUCGUUGGCAAGAUCAAAAGAGAGAUUCAGAAUCUCAAGCUGUUCAGACACCCACACAUCAUUAAACUGUAUCAGGUGAUCUCCACCCCAACAGACAUCUUUAUGAUAAUGGAAUAUGUAUCAGGAGGGGAACUAUUUGACUACAUUGUAAAACGUGGCAAAUUACAAGAGCAUGAGGCUCGACGUUUCUUCCAGCAAAUCAUUUCAGGUGUGGACUACUGUCACCGGCACAUGAUCGUGCACAGAGACCUAAAGCCAGAAAAUCUUCUGUUAGACCACAACAUGCAUGUGAAAAUUGCAGACUUUGGACUUUCCAAUAUGAUGAUGGAUGGUGAAUUCUUAAGGACCUCCUGUGGAUCCCCUAAUUAUGCAGCCCCAGAGGUCAUAUCAGGCAAACUGUAUGCUGGCCCUGAAGUAGAUGUUUGGUCAUGUGGAGUCAUUCUGUAUGCUUUGCUCUGUGGUACGCUGCCUUUUGAUGAUGAACAUGUACCAACACUAUUUAGAAAAAUUAAGUCUGGAAUAUUCCCAAUACCUGAGUAUCUGAACAAGAGUGUAGUGAGCCUGCUGUGUACGAUGCUACAAGUGGACCCGAUGAAGAGGGCGACCAUUGAGGAUGUUAAGAAACAUGAAUGGUUCCAGAAGGAGCUGCCAGGAUAUUUGUUCCCGUCACCUGUGGAACAGGACAGCAGUGUGAUCGACACAGAAGCGAUAGCGGAGGUGUGCGACAAGUUCGGUGUCAAGGAACAUGAAGUACACAAUGCUCUGCUCAGCGGCGACCCUCACGACCAACUGGCCAUCGCUUACCAUCUGAUCAUAGACAACAAACGAAUUGCCGACGAGGCGGCCAAAGCGGAGAUCAAGGACUUCUAUGUUGCUAGUAGUUCCCCGCCGACGGCGGCGGAGAGCGGGCGGCACCCGGAGCGCAUGGCGCCGCUGCGCGACAGCGCGCCGCCCGCGCCCGCGCCCGCGCCCGCGCCCGCUGCACCCGCCGCGCCCGCGCACAAGGGCACGCCCGUCAAACGAGCCAAAUGGCACUUAGGCAUCCGAUCGCAGAGCAAACCCAACGACAUCAUGCUGGAGGUGUUCCGCGCGAUGAAGGCGCUCGACUACGAGUGGAAGGUCAUCAACCCCUACCACGUCAGGGUUCGCACUCUAAACAAAAUGACGGAAAAGUACGUGAAAAUGUCACUUCAACUGUAUCAAGUGGACUACAAGUCCUACCUCCUAGAUUUCAAGUCCCUUUCUGGUGAAAAAGAGGAAACUGAUGAAGAAGCCGCGUCUCCUCUGCUGCCAGUGCUGCCUCCACCGGUGCCAACGGGGAAACCUAGCGGACACCACACCAUGGAGUUCUUCGAGAUGUGCGCCGCUCUCAUUAUACAGCUUGCCAGAUAAUCGGUAUUACAUAUUGUAGGAAUGGGUCGAGACGUUUAAAUAUAAUGAACACACUUAGUCUAUCAAUAAAGAGACGAAAACUGAUUUUAAACGAAUAACUUUUGUUAUUACAAUACAAAAUAUAAUGUUCAAGAUUGGCUGAGAAUCACCAAGUUUUGCCAGCCAAGAGGACACGGCGGCCUCAUUUAUUUUUCAUCACUUUAUUGACUGAAUAUGUAUACCACUCCGGUUUAACCCAGCAAGAUGAGGUUAAUUGAAAGUGAGCUUGAAAGCGUCCUCUGUAGAUACAUUGACAACAAAUUAGCUGAUUGCUCGUUGUCGGCUCUGCUGUUGUCAAUGUAAAGUAUGUCUACAGGGGACGUUUUAAAGCUCACUUUCCAUGAACAUAAUCUUCUUGCCGGGUGAGAUUAGUGCGGUAUAAAUGUGCUAUUCACCUUAAAUAGAUUCUUAUAUUUUCAAGAUUAUUCGAAAAUAAAUGUGAUAAGAAUUCAGGCAAAUUUCGACUUCUCUCAACCCAUUGCUAUUUGUGACUAGUCGAUUCGAUUUAUAUAAAUAAAAUUAUUAUAACUCGAUUAUGAGAUGGAUAUUGGAUAAUACCUUUCUGAUUCUAUCUAAUGUUUUUCAACGUCAAUAAAAUUAUAAUUAGUGAUAAUUAUGUAAUUUGCAAAAGGUUGCGUUCACACUAUUUUAAUAGAGAAUUCAAAUGUUCUACCCUCACAAAUAAAAUGUUUUAGAAAUAUUAAAUUAUUAAAAUAAUUCCGCUAAACCUUUUGUAUUGCUUCGAGAAAUUAGUAAUUAUUAUCUAAUAUAAUUAGGCUUAUAAAAAUAUAAUUCGUUCCUAUGUACAUACAAUACAUUUUGAAAAUGAAAUAUUGAAUGAAACUCAAAGGUGAGUUCUUCACACAUUUUAGAAUAAAAAUCUUCCAAGCUUAUAAUUAAUAAUACCAAGCAAUAAUUCAUAUAAUUUUAUUGUGAUAUAGCGCGUACAGGCUACGCUACAACACCAAAGAAAUAUUGCAACAUAAAGUGCCUUUUAUAUCAAUAAGUGUUUAUUAUCGAUCGCAUGAGCUGGCAGGACAUUUUACAUAGAAACAAUAUUUUACAUAGAAGCUAUAAUAUAAAUUUAUAGCCAAGAUCAAGCCAUAUUUACUUACUGGUGUGGCUUCAAUUUAAAUUUGUAGUAGGUAUAUCUGCUAAUAUUUUAUAGAAGUCGUUAAUAAAUUUGUUAAAAUUUUACAUAACUUAUUCAUACAAUAAAUAAAAAUUCUUAUAUCUUUUUAUUAGCUACGUUCUGUUGCUUGAGUCUGGUAAGUUUUACAUACGAGGCGGUAUUACUGCGCGAAACAAAGCCGAGGGCUAUAAUAAAUUCGAGUAUGUAAUUUAUGACACGCGUGUAUCAUACGUUUUUCAACAUCGCCGGAUUCGACAAGAAUAAAACACUAGCGUUAUAAUGUUAUGAGCAGUUUGUUGGACAAGUAUAUUUAAAUUGCCUGGAAUUAAAGCAUAAUUAUAUUUUCCAUAUUGUAUAUCAGUUUUAUGUUAUAACCAUUUUUAUUUAUUUAUAGAUUUUCAGGCAGAGGUAAUUUGCACUAGGGUAAUGUAGGUUAGGCUAGAAUAGUAUGUUACUAAUUAUUAUUAAGUUAAUAUAUUUAAACAAUGUACAAAUUAUAUGUAUUGUACAGCUUAUUUGAGUGUGUUUAGUGCAAUUCUAAAAUUUACUUCCAUUGUACAAAUAAAUAUUAAAUCUCGUAGAGAUAUAA